Messenger RNA from Wallemia mellicola CBS 633.66, 2569 nucleotides. RefSeq lists its product as hypothetical. Lineage: Eukaryota; Fungi; Basidiomycota; Wallemiomycetes; Wallemiales; Wallemiaceae. The record is from RefSeq and is a predicted model, not a curated record. The transcript is spliced from 2 exons. The coding region runs from base 1 to 468 and encodes 155 amino acids.
AUGCUUAUUCCAUGCGUGACUUCUAACGUAAUAGACGAUAGCACAACGCCUAGAAGGCCAAUAGAUAAACUCAUAAUUGGUGGACCCUUGAAGAAUUCUUUUGUACAUCUUUCACACAAUGACAAUACAGAAAAGGAGAAUAACGAUUCACCUGUUGUACAGAAUAGCAUAUCAAUUAGGGAAGCACAACUAAGGGCAUUAAACAACCAUCAACAGGAGCAAUCAGAGGAGCAGCAGGAGCAGCAGAAAAAUCAGCAAUCUGACGAUGGUAUACUACCAAGAUCCGCAUCCAGCGUCGGCAGAUUGGCCAGCGUUAGACGCAAACCAGUCCCGUCAAUCAAUCCAGUCAGUGGUGAUAUCGUACCAAGUUCAUCUGCUAUGCAAGUCAACAGUACCGCAUCAACUAAUGCUACUUAUGCUAGUGCUGAUUUUGCACCAUCAAUUCCUGUCGCUGCCGCUGCUCAAUGAGCUUAUCUAUUAUUUUAGUUGAGGCUGGACCUCAAUUUUAAAGAACAAUAUCGAAAACUAUUUAUAUAUUCGCUAGUUAGUCACGUAAAUAUAUCAAUCCCUCUUUAUAAUCAAGAAAAUUUGCUUAGAGAAACAAAGACGUUCGCUUUAUUCAUCUCCUUUCGUUAAUCUUUUGUAGAAUAAAGGUAAUAUAUCAAAACAAUUAAUAAUAUGAAAUAUAUAAUCAGAAAUCACGAAUGACGUGGUAUGUAACAAGUUGAAAUAGCUUGAUAAAUGAGUGUGUUUUUAUGGAGUGAAGAAUAAAUAAAUUGAGAGUAAACAUAUACAAUACAAAUUAAUGUAAACUGAUACAUUGAAAAGGACAAAAAACCUCAAUAGCACAAAUGUCAAUCAUAAGUAAUUGAUCAAUGAAAACUGACGAUAUGUCUCCAGAUCUCUUUACAUUUCUCCCAAUUCUUUCUACUAAAUCUCAUGAAUGUUUCGCGCGUAAAUCCUCCAAAAACACCUUCUAAGUUGUCUGUGAAAAUGAAUUGUGGUUCUAGAAAGAGAUCCGCUUCUGUGAGCUGAUCAUCCACAGCAGCAGCAACAGCCUUAUUGAAAUGUCUUCUCCAGGCGAUAACAUUAUUAGCCCAAUCAUCGUCAUCUUUGAAUUCACUCCUAAACCUCAACUGGUCUACAUCCAUGAAAACAAAUUCGAGGUCAAAUUCAAGAAACACGAAAAGUUCAUUGAGGUCGUAAUCCUGCAGUAAAAUACCAGAACGAGCGAGAUUGUUGAAUACUUUAACUGCAGUUUUACGUACGUGACUAGCGGAUGUGAGGGUGAGUGAUCUCGGUAAUGACUUAGCCUCAAUUACAUGCUGUAGGAGAAUCCCCUUAACAUUGAAAUACUCUUGAUAAUGUCCACCUGGUGCAUUUGACAUUAUCAAAGUGAUUGAGGUUUCGUAUUCUUGAAAAUAAUAUAAAUGCUCCUGUUUGACAAACUCAUAUAUAUUCUUCUGUCUCUCGUAUUGCUUGAGACAUUCCCUGUGCGCUCUUAAUUCAACUUCCUGUCCAGAUAAAUCACCAUCGACGAGCGCACUCCGGAAUUCUUUCUCUACGAUACUAUCCCAUGGGGUUUCCCGUGCUGCUAGGUAGCGACGGUCAAACAUACGCGCUAUAGAUGUACCUCCAACACCCCUAAUUACAACAUAUAGGUCAAUUGAUUUGGUCUCUUCUCUCCAGAUGGCAUUCAUGAUACGGUGUUCAUAUAUUUUCCCAUUCGUGUCGUGUAUUAUGCGCUUAAUUGUUUGCGGUUUAUAGUCAAAACUGGUACGUAUAUUUCAAUUGUGAUGCAAAUUGUCAAGUUAGCUAACUUACGAUUUCAUUAUAACAAUGUGGUGGUUAAUAAAGCAGUUAUUGGCUCACGUUUGCUCAAUUAAUAGACCAACUUUUCUGGAUAUGGGAAUAAUCUAGGUAUUUUACUUAUCUUCAAAACCGGCGAUCGAUACGUGACGAAAUCUGCUAUGAAUAUUCACGCUGGGGGUGAGGUAUUAGGUGAUGUAAAAUCACUCAUAUGCUACUUAGAUAGUCUGUGUGUACCAUCAAUCAUUACUAAUUACCAACAUCUGAUCGCCAUAAAGAGAAUUAUAGCUGCCACUUAGCAGAUUCGAUAUAUUGACGACAACCAGAGUUACUUAAUGUUAAGCUAUCAUCAGUAUCGACCUGCAUCAUGGUGAUAUUAUGACGAGAAGUCAUAUGAAUGUUAUCCAAUGAGAAGAUCUAAAACUGGCAAUAUAGCUUCCGAGUGUAACACCAUCCAUUAUAUACUAUAGUAAUUUGUAAUAUGCUUAGUUAUGGUCUAGCUAGUAUACUGAUGCCUCUUAACCAGCAUAUUGACUAGCGUAGUCAAACAACAAACAAAGUCCUAGUAGUAGUAUUUAAGUGUUGAGGUUAUUAUACUACAGUAAAAGACUAUAUCGUAUUGGAUCAAUCCAGUUCAAUAGCGUCAUGAUAGUGCGGCAGUGUAUUAAUAAUGUCGUUGACUUUAAAGUUAUUGUCUUAAUAAAUUCAAACUAAUUAUUAACCUAAAUAUUAUAUAUUUAGUGAGUGUCAUCCCUUAUCC